Triticum urartu is the source of this 1221-nucleotide messenger RNA. Lineage: Eukaryota; Viridiplantae; Streptophyta; Magnoliopsida; Poales; Poaceae. The record is from RefSeq and is a predicted model, not a curated record.
AUGGCGACGGAAGAAGAACCGACGGUCGACGUGAAGCUUUUCGUGGACAAGGAGAAGAACAAGGUCCUCUUCGCGGAGUCCGGCAAGGAGUUCGUCGACGUGCUCUUCGGCUUCCUCACGCUGCCUCUCGGCACCGUCGUUCGCCUCCUCGGCAAGCAGUCCCAGGUCGGAUGCCUCGACGAGAUCUACAAGAGCGUGGAGGAGCUCUCCAACGACUUCUUCAGAACCGAGGCCUGCAAGGCGAUGCUGCUUAGGCCCAUCAGCACUGCGGCGAAGCAAUGCUGCGACCUCAAGGUCAGAGUCGAAGACACCAAGCACAGGGAGGUCUAUGUUUGCGGCCACACGAGCUGCUGCGCGAAGGCCGACGGCUCGUUUAGCUCGGUCCCCGGCGCUGCCUGCAAAUGCGGAUGCUUGAAGUUUAUCGUGACUGAUGAUCUCCAAGUAGCACCAGCCUCAACUUCUCUCAUGUUGUCACUUUUUAAGAAGUUUGGGGUGGAGGAUCCCUCCCGUCUUGAGCAGAGGAUGAUCCAGCUCAGUUCAGUCGAGAUGACUAACUUGCUCAAGAGAUCAUUGACGUCGAAGCAGCCUUUAACUGGUCACUGUUUUGAUGUUGCCAUCUCAAAUGAUGUUUCAGCCCUAGAGAUGGUACUGGAGAGUUUACAUCCUAAGCAGGGAAAUGAUGCUGAGCAUGAGUUGGACAAUGUGAGGAUAAGAGUUCUUCGGACGAACAGCUCAUCGCUGCUCUAUGCUGAAGUUAAUGACGAUUUCGUCGAGCUCCUAUUUGGCUUCCUGACCGUACCACUGGGAUCCAUCAUUAAGACUUAUGGUUCAUGGCCAUCAAUUGGAUGCAUCGGUAAUCUGUACAGUAGCAUAGAUGGAAGUGCUAAAGGAUGCAUCAGAGAACCAUGCCAGUGCUUGCUACUAUCACCAAAGCUGGGAGGAAGUGACAAGGGUAAAGGGUAUGUCAAGCAAGGCCCUCAGAACUUCAUGGUGACUGAUAAUCUGCAUGUUCUUCCACUAUCCUUGGAGAACACUAUACAAGUUGUUUGUGAGGCCAAGAUUCAGUCAAAUGAUCUUGCGGAGAAAGAAUUCAGCCUCGCAAAAUCUCAGCUGACGGAGCUACUGAAAGCCGCCUUGGUGACUCCCAAAGCUCUCAGCUCGGUGCUUCUGCCUCCGAAGAACAAGAAGAAGCUACCUCACCUCAGCUCCGGCCUAUAUUAG